Molecule: messenger RNA, 1853 nt
Organism: Electrophorus electricus (electric eel)
Lineage: Eukaryota; Metazoa; Chordata; Actinopteri; Gymnotiformes; Gymnotidae
Gene: cbll1
Product: Cbl proto-oncogene-like 1, E3 ubiquitin protein ligase
Biological process (GO): regulation of cell adhesion; protein ubiquitination
Molecular function (GO): ubiquitin protein ligase activity
Source: RefSeq, a predicted model, not a curated record
GAAAUCUCCUCGUAUUUUUACUAAUAAACUGAAAAUACAACCAUAUGUUUUAAUAUUCCUGUUUUUGCAUUUAUUGCGUUUUCGUUAAAAGGAACCUGCACAAGGACUUUAAUACUGAAAGGCACAAACCGGAAGCGUACAAAGCUUCUGGCUUCAUACAAUUAUGGACGCGAUUGGUAAGAAGGGAAACUGACAGUUUGCAUAUUUUUCUGCGGCCAAUAUGACGCUUUAAACAUUCUAAUUUGUCUAACUCGGAACUUAAGUGUGGCGCCGGGGUUAUUCGGAAAAGCAGCCUGUUCUAGGUAACACAGCAUGACAGUGACAUGCAGGGAACAGAGGGGACAUUAGGAGGUCUUGAGGUCAGAAGGAGGAUUCCCAUCAAACUUCUUCCCAAACAGGCUAGAAAGAGUAUUGCUUACAAGCAGGAGGAGAGGUUUGACUGUGGAGCAAAGGCAGGAGAUGCAUUUGCUAGCCAGCGACGAUACCCUCAGCCAUUUUACUGGGAUCAUAAGCUGAACCUGAUUGGCGAGAGAGAUGAGACGCCCAUCCAUUUUUGUGAUAAGUGCGGUCUGCCCAUUAAGACUUAUGGCCGAAUGAUUCCUUGUAAACAUGUCUUCUGCUAUGAAUGUGCAGUACUUCAUGAAAGAAAAGUUGAUAAAAUGUGCCCAGGCUUGACACUGUACAGCUGCACAGACCCAGUUCAGAGGAUUGAGCAGUGCCAGCGUGGCUCUCUCUUUAUGUGCAGUGUCGUGCAGGGCUGCAAACGCACUUACCUGUCCCAGAGAGACCUGCAGGCACACAUCAAUCACCGGCACAUGAGGGCAAGCAAACCUGCAGCUGGGCGUACUGAGCCUGUACUUCAAGCCUCUUCUGAGGUGUCUGACCGCUAUCGCGUGCCCCCUGCUCACCUGCCCAAACCCCAUGUGUUAAUCCCUCCCCCUCUAGCACAUGCAGGUCACGACCACUUCACUCAGCCACCCCUUGCCUCUCAUGACGACCUUCGUCCACCGCAAGGUCAGCUGCCCGCUGCUGACAUGGGACCGGCUCGUUCUCUCGGUCAAGACACCUUCCGCAUUGUGACCACGCGAAAGCACAGCAACCUCAUCACUGUCCCUAUUCAGGACGAUUCGGCAAGCACCGCCCCUCGCGAGCAGCUUCCGCCUCCUGCAAAUGCUCCGCCACCACACCACCACCCAGGAGACUACCCAGGGCACCCGGUCAUUUCCCAGUCUCACCACAUGAUGGCACUACCUCAGCAGCGCUAUGGGCCUCCACCCCCCAUCACUCAUCCGAUGCAGCACCCAGCGCAGGCCUCCAGCACGCACAUGGUCUUCAACCAAGCCCCCCCUCCACCUUUAUCCUCAGUUCCACCUCCCAUCAACCCUCCACCUGGGCACCUUAUGCCUCAGCUCCCACCUUACAUGAACCACCCUCCACCAGGUCCCCCUCCUCAACAUGGGGGUCCUCCAGUUAAUGCCCCUCCACCCCACCACUACAACCCUCAGUACUCAGAGGACAAGGGCACUCUGAGCCCCCCUUUUAACCAGCCCGGAGGGCUCAGUCCAGGUUUAUGGUCUGCCCCCAGAGGACCCCCUCCCCCAAGAAUGCAGGGUCCUCCAGGACAGAUGCCUGGGCCUCAUCACCCAGACCAGGGCCGCUACAGACCAUAUUACCAAUAGAAAAAAAUUGUUUUUUGUAUGCAAUUCUGUAAAAAGCUUUUAUAUGGCUACACAGUUGAAGCUUAGUGUAAACUGGGACAGGAUAUGUUAAAAGAAAUUAAGUAAUUAAUGUUGAACGUUAGAAUAUAUGUUUAAUUAUGGCUAUUAUUUUGGAAUUAAAGAAAGUUUUACAUA